UAGGCGAGGAUGUAACACUUUAUUGCGAGCUUGACAAUCUUCCGACUCAUCAUUCUGUACAGUGGUAUAUUUGGAGGACGGAUAUCACACAGUGGUUACUCAUCAGUAGAAAUAGUACAAGAAUUAUAUACACUCCUCCCCAACAUCCAAACUACAAUAUAACUGGAACAUAUAAUCUAAGGAUUACUGCAGUGGUAGAUAUUGAUUAUACCAAGUUUUAUUGUGAAGAGGCAAGGUCUGGGAAUCUAAGAAGUAGAGAUUUCUACGUUAGACGACCAGUUGCGCCAGACAGUCCACCUACCAUAUCAAGUAGCAAAGACCUCUCUAAUAUCAGAUCAGGUGACACUCUACAGCUAACAUGUUCCAGCACUGGUGGAGUGGAGGCACCAACUGUAAAGUGGUACCAGGGAAACAAAGAAAUUACAGAUACAAGUAAGGUAGAGUUUCAGCCGAAUAGCAACUGGGCUACAGCUCCAAGUCAGGCUAGUAAAAAUGUACUCACUCUGCAACUCACACCAGAUCACAAUGGGAAUACGUAUGAAUGCAGGGUGACAAAUAAGGCCCUUACAGGAUAUCAGACUGUUCGCAAAAUAUUAAACGUUAAAUAUGCACCGCAAACUGUCACUAUAGGUCCGAAUCACUCUCCAUACAAUGUCAUCAAAGGAAAAAAUGCAACAUUCACAUGUACAUCUGACGGAAACCCAUCUCCUCGCAAUUAUACAUGGAAAAGAGAUAAUGUUCAAAUGGAAGCUACGGCUGCUAACACAUGGGACAAUACAAACGUACAAGAGUCAACAGAUCCCGGAACUUACACAUGUACGGCUUCAAAUAAUAUUGGGGAUCCGAAGUUGUCAACGAAUGCAGUGCAGUUUGAUGUCUUAUAUCCUCCUACAAUAAAGAACUUACAGGAUAGCUAUAUUUACUAUGAAAAUGAACCCCCUUUAAAGAUAACGUGUGCAGCUCAGGCUAAUCCUGAUGAUAUAACGUAUGUCUGGGCUGGGGGACCAGCGAAUUCGGAUUCUAAAACAUUAACGAUACAUAACAGAACCGAGGGAGGUUACUACACCUGUAAAGCAAGAAACAACAUGCAGCCAAGUGUUGGUGAUUCACAACCUGGAGAAGAUACAAAGAAUAUAUAUGUGAAUGCCUAUU
Messenger RNA from Owenia fusiformis, 1152 nucleotides. Lineage: Eukaryota; Metazoa; Annelida; Polychaeta; Sabellida; Oweniidae. The record is from the annotation of a GenBank genome assembly.